Molecule: messenger RNA, 2380 nt
Organism: Eutrema salsugineum
Lineage: Eukaryota; Viridiplantae; Streptophyta; Magnoliopsida; Brassicales; Brassicaceae
Product: glucose-6-phosphate 1-dehydrogenase 4, chloroplastic
Exons: 12
Coding region: 350-2230 (626 amino acids)
Biological process (GO): glucose metabolic process
Molecular function (GO): glucose-6-phosphate dehydrogenase activity; NADP binding
Source: RefSeq, a predicted model, not a curated record
CACAUGUUUCUGAAGAAGAAGAAGAAAGUAGCAUAUAGCAAGAAACUAGCAAAGUCUCUGAUCUUCUUCCUCACGAAAGUUUGGUUUAGCCGAACCCCACCACGUCUAUCUGCUAGACCAGCAAACCAAAAACCAAUUAUAGAACCAAAAACGUUUCUUUAAAGUGCGAACCGAACCAUUCAUGGAGGUGUGAAUCAGCAGCAGCCAGAAGCAGAGAACUUAAACUUGCACUCGUCUUCCACUUAAAGGCCAGCUUCUAAGUCUUUGACAUGUUAGCUAUAAUCCCAGAGGAACCAAACCGAACCAACUUCACAACGAGUGAAAGACACAUCUCAAACUCCCAGCUACUAUGUCUCUUUCCAAUUGCUUGCUUCCCUUCUCUCAAUCAGCGACGGCUCUUUCGUCCUCCGCCUGCUCUUGCCACCUCGCCUCCUCGUUUUCUAAUUUUCCGGUUUCGUCGAGAGACUACUAUAGUUCCUCCAGAAAUGAGAGUCUUGUGCUCAACGGAGGAGGCUCGAAUCUUUGCAGGAGAUUUUGUGGGUUGAAACUAUGGUUUCUUAGAAGCCUGAAUCUUAGACAAGGCAGCCACAGGAAACAUAAGCCUUUAACCGAGCUUAAAACACGCUCAGAGCACACUUUCCUCAGCGACAAACAAGGUUUUUCUGAAGAAACUGGAGCAGCAGCAGAUCUACGACCAGAAGAAAAUUUCCUAGAAACUGAUUUGGUUGAUGGUUCUCACACAGUUGGAGAUUUACCAUCUGUGUCAAAACAAUUCUUGGACGGUCUCUCAGAUGUUCAAAGAGGAGCCUCACUUUGCAUUGCUGUGGUAGGAGCUACUGGUGAACUGGCAAGACGAAAGAUUUUCCCUGCACUGUUUGCCUUGUAUUAUAGCGGCUAUCUUCCUGAGGAUGUUGGUAUAUUUGGGUUUUCAAGAAAGAACCUUACAGAUGAAGAUCUCAGAUCCAUCAUUGCGUCAACUCUGACUUGCCGUGUUGAUCAUCAGGAAAAUUGCGGGGACAAGAUGGAUGCAUUUCUUAGUAAAACAUACUAUAUCAAUGGAGGUUAUGACAACAGAGACGGGAUGUCCCGACUUCACGAGAGAAUGAAACAAAUUGAGGGAGAUUCAAAAGCGAAUAGGAUAUUUUACCUCUCAGUGCCUCAAGAAGCUCUCGUGGAUGUGGCAUGCACCAUUGGAGAUAAAGCUCAGGCGCCACGAGGCUGGACUCGUAUAAUAGUUGAGAAACCUUUUGGUUUUAACUCAAAUUCGUCUCAUCAGUUGACAAACUCACUUCUCUCUAAGUUCGAAGAGAAGCAGAUCUACAGGAUAGAUCACAUGUUAGGAAGAAAUCUUAUUGAAAAUCUGACAGUGUUAAGGUUUUCUAAUCUGGUUUUUGAACCACUAUGGAAUAGAACUUAUAUACGCAAUGUACAGGUUAUUCUAUCAGAAUCAAUUGCGGAAACAGAAAAGUAUUCCGAUGGAUAUGGGAUAAUACGGGACAUAGUUCAUAGCCAUAUACUUCAAACAAUCGCAUUACUUGCCAUGGAACCUCCGAUAAGUCUUGAUGGUGAAGAUAUCCGGAAUGAAAAGGUGAAGGUUUUGAGGUCAAUUCGUAAACUAGACCCGGGUGAUGCCAUCCUUGGCCAGUAUAAAUCCAGUUCUCGAGAGAAGAACGGUGUGACCUUGAAUGGUGUAGACCCUACAUAUUGUGCUGCAGCCUUGUUUAUUGAUAAUGCACGUUGGGAUGGUGUACCUUUCCUCUUGAGAGUCGGCACUGGUCUCAAUAAACACAGAGUGGAGAUCCGUGUGCAAUUCCGACAUGUUCCGGGAAACAUAUACCGAGAAAAUAUUGGAAUAAACAUAGAUUUGGGGACAAAUGAGCUUAUCUUACGUGACGAACCUGAGGAGGCCAUCCUAGUGAAAAUCAACAACAAGGUUCCUGGUUUAGGUCAUCAGCUAGACGCGUCUGAACUUAACCUGCUCUAUAAAGACAGGUAUAGCACCGAAGUACCAGAUUCAUAUGAACACCUGAUUCAUGAUGUAAUUGAUGGGGACAACCAUCUGUUCAUGAGAAGCGAUGAGGUUGCAGCAGCAUGGAACAUUCUGAGUCCGAUCCUGGAAGAGAUAGACAAGCACCACACAGCUCCAGAGUUGUAUGAAUUUGGUGGACGAGGGCCAGUUGGAGCAUACUACCUCUGGGCCAAACACGGUGUCCCAUGGGCAGAUGACUGAAGGAGAAACACACAUGUAGCAACUAACAGAUCUUUCCGAUUACAGAUUGUUCAGUAUGGUUAUUAUGGAGUAUUAGUCUAGCUUAAAGCUGAAUGUAUUUUUCUUGACAGACUUUUGGACCUAUUCUCAAACAGAGAGAACUAAAACAAU